AUGACGGACGGUGAUACCAACCACCUUUAUCCCAACUUCAGUGCACGGUCGGAUGAGAGGGAUGAGAGGCUAUCCGACCUCAGUAAAUCCCUUGUCGGCCCAGGCCAUUUGUUUCAGUCCCAGUCGCAAUUCAAUCAACCAUGGCAUGGUCAGGCAGAUGCCGCCUACACAGCUGAUGGAAACAGUUCAGGAAUCUAUCAUGACAACGGCUCCCAAUUUCAUUCAGUUUUUACUUAUAAUGCUGGCCAACAAAAUACCCCAGCACAUGAUGAGAAUCACAAAAGCUCGGGUGAUGAACCUAGUGACUUAGAGCUUUUACAGGCAAAACGUGCAAAAGCAUUGGCUUCACUAUCUCAGAGACGAGCUUCAAGUCAUGGGGCUAAUUCUGGGAAUGCGGAUGCUGCACGUAGGAGCUCAGGCACCCUGGCUUCUCUCACUCAAGGCUCAGAAUCUGCCAUUGAUCAGCCACUACACGCAAAGGGAUCUGCGGCUGCUAGGAAUGCUAAGUCUUCAGACAAAGACACUCCAGCAGCCGCGGAAAGUCCCUCUGGGAGGAUGGGUGCGGUCGAACAACAAAAGCCUCAUCCCAAUCAGAUUGCCUCAGCUGAAGACAUUGAUGGUUUGCUGGCCGAGGGCAGAGUGUCAGCAGUUAGUGUUUCCAAAUCAUCUGCUACCGGCCAGCAAAGUGGGGAAGAUGCUAGAGCUACCAGACGGACUUCUAUUCCUCUAGAUGAAAACAGUGCUCCGGCGGCAGAUUAUGUUUCCCAAAGGCGUCAAACUGCCCAUAAAAUAAACCCCAUUUUGGGACCUGAAGGCCGGAAGGCCAGUUGCUCUUCUGCCGCAAACGAGACAGCGGGAUCAAGUGUUGCGGAUAAUGUUGAUUGUGCUUCUCAUCCGGAAGUGAGACGUACGUCGGGACAAUCAGAUCAUAAACCAGUUCCAGAGCGACGUGUAUAUGAACCACCAAAGCGAACUUGGGCGGACAGCAGUGUUAGCUUUUCUGUUUCCCGAAAGAAUGGCUCAUCUCUAAAGGCUGGCUCCCCCCUGUCGAAACGGCCCACUCCUGGUGCCAUGCAAUCCAACUGGGAUGUUGAUAAUGAGUUCUCCAAGCUACAGCCCAAUGAAAUUGAAGAGAUCCGCGAAUGGCUUGAGCACACAGGUUAUUAUGAUGAAACUUAUCGCCGCGGAAGGUUGAACCGUUUCAGGCGACUGGCUGCUUUGGAACGCGAGAAGGAGGAGCUCAUGAGAGAAGAGGUACAGGAACGUGAAGCUUUGACCAAAAACAGCGAUCGAGCUUCGUAUUUGUUUUCUCACAAACUUUCAUUUGAUUCUUCCGGCUAUGAUCCUCAAGCAAAUUCUUCCAUGCCUCCCCCUCCUUUGAUCCCAAAGACCAACACUACAUCUAGCACCAUGAAGUUUAGCGAUACCACAAGAAACCUAAGCUUAGGAGUGUCUGAUGAUCAUACUCCCAGCCAUGUCUCCAAAAGACAGUACUCUCAUCUUGAAAAUGGAGAUCAGCAUGAAAGAGCAGAGAAAAUUGUGCGGACUCACUCUAACAGCAACUCCAAGGACGUGUUGCACAACGAAGAAGUCCAGAACUUUAUAAAUAAAGAACGCAUCAAUAUGAUCAAGGACCAUAAAUUUCUCUGCUCUCGACAAAGUGAUGAGGAUCUGUUGGAUCCACACGGAAGCCGGGUCGACUCUGGCUUUUGGCGAGGCCGUGGUCGUGGUCGUGGUCGUGGCCGCGGUCGUGGCCUUGCACGCGGGUGGAUUCGUGGCCGCGGGCGCGGUCGCGGGGAAUUCAGUGCAGGUUUUGGUCAUGAUAUUUCUUCCUCUCGUGGACUGAGAGGGUCUGAGGAGUUAGACCUGGCGGCAGGAGAUGUCACCUACUUCCUGAUUAAAUGCGUUGCAUAUGAAAUGGUGGAUGCGGCUAAAAAAGAAGGAACUUGGGCAACGCAAGUGAAGAACCUGGAGAAAUUUACCAAUGCUUUCGACAAUUCUCGUCAUGUUGUUCUUGUCUUCUCAGUGAAUCAGAGCGGGGCAUUCCAAGGUUAUGCACGGAUGGAUUCUCAUCCUGGAGCCGAAGGCGUUGAGAGGCCGAGUUGGAUCAACAGCCUUGAUAUGCCUCUCGGCCCACCCUUCAGCAUCACUUGGUACAAUACCAUUGAAACAAGGUUCAAAUAUGUCGGACAUAUUAAAAACCCUUACAAUGACAAUCACGACGUUACCUAUGCGAGAGACGGUCAAGAAUUAGAAGAAGAAUGCGGCCGUACUCUGUGUGGGAUCCUUGAUAAAUCAAUAGACUUCGUCUCUACAUCAGACUAG
Molecule: messenger RNA, 2325 nt
Organism: Histoplasma mississippiense
Lineage: Eukaryota; Fungi; Ascomycota; Eurotiomycetes; Onygenales; Ajellomycetaceae
Exons: 6
Coding region: 1-2325 (774 amino acids)
Biological process (GO): mRNA splicing, via spliceosome; regulation of alternative mRNA splicing, via spliceosome
Cellular component (GO): nucleoplasm
Molecular function (GO): mRNA binding; N6-methyladenosine-containing RNA reader activity
Source: RefSeq, a predicted model, not a curated record